CCCCAAGAGGACAGUUUAGGACCCCCUGCUGCGAAGAAGGCCAAGGUCACCAAACGCAAGUCCACCAAGUGGGACCCCGACUACGUGACCCAAAACACCAAAUCUCCUCUGGUCGACGUGGAUUUACGGUCUCUUCUCCUCCAGCCUGCCGCCUGGGACUGCCUCACAGGCGAGGACAAGAAGGAAAUCCUCGCCCUGUUUCCAGACGAGACACACAUCCUUCACGCUGGCACGCCCGACGCGCGUCCCAACUUCGAAUCUCUCCGCAAUGACAACAGCUUCCGCCACGACGCCGAGGAGUACACGUCCAACCUUGCCAAGGGCAUGCACGACCCGACCUGGCUCAAGGAUGCCUGGACUGCUCACCAUAGGCGCGCGGCGGGCGACUUUGACACCUUCUACAUCCGCAAGGUCGAGAUCGAGUGGGGCGCCAGCAUCCCGGAU
Molecule: messenger RNA, 444 nt
Organism: Cryphonectria parasitica EP155
Lineage: Eukaryota; Fungi; Ascomycota; Sordariomycetes; Diaporthales; Cryphonectriaceae
Exons: 2
Source: RefSeq, a predicted model, not a curated record